Messenger RNA from Pelobates fuscus (common spadefoot toad), 674 nucleotides. Its product is annotated as cysteine-rich protein 1-like. NCBI's taxonomy places the organism in Eukaryota, Metazoa, Chordata, Amphibia, Anura, Pelobatidae. The record is from RefSeq and is a predicted model, not a curated record. Gene Ontology annotation, molecular function: zinc ion binding. The coding region runs from base 64 to 348 and encodes 94 amino acids. Gene Ontology annotation, biological process: regulation of gene expression; intrinsic apoptotic signaling pathway in response to DNA damage. The transcript is spliced from 4 exons.
CUUUGUCUGUUUUCUUCUUUUGUUUCGACUGCUCAGUGUAGUACGCCUGGAACUGAGGAAAAGAUGAUUUCAUAUUGCCCGAUUUGUGGGAAACCUGUUUAUUUUGCUGAAAGAAAACGCUCUUUGGGUAAAGACUACCAUCCAUUGUGCCUAAAAUGCUUCAAGUGCAAAAGGCAGCUUACUGCUGGGCAACAUGCAGAGAAUGAUGACAAACCAUACUGUAACCGUUGCUAUCUUCUGCACUUUGGACCAAGAGGAGUGAGAGGACCUACCUCUCGAACUUCUCUUGGCUCUGGAGCGGCUGCUUCCUCGACUGCAUUAAAAAAAGAGAACCAAAACAAUUCUUAGAGAGUGGAGUUCUUAAAAUUUGAAUAUGCCACUAUACUUCAAAUGUGAAAUAACUGUGCUCAUAAGUAGUUUACAUAACUGAUGUCUUAUAUGUAAAACUUUUCUAGCAGCUUAUCAAAUUGUGUUUUACAUUGCAAAUUAUGUAAAAAUAUAACACCAUUUGUAGUGAAUUGUGCGGCAUUUUUCGUUGCUGACGUACAUGAGAAUUUAAUAACCAGUUUCUGUGCCAUUCUUCAACAUAUUGUAAUAUAAUAGACAAUCUGCCCGUCUUUCACAAAACCACCUUCAACCUGGUGCUGAUGACAACUGUCUUUUUUUCCCAUAAA